This is a messenger RNA of Camellia sinensis, 708 nucleotides long. RefSeq lists its product as uncharacterized. NCBI's taxonomy places the organism in Eukaryota, Viridiplantae, Streptophyta, Magnoliopsida, Ericales, Theaceae. The record is from RefSeq and is a predicted model, not a curated record. Gene Ontology annotation, molecular function: DNA endonuclease activity, producing 5'-phosphomonoesters; structural molecule activity. Gene Ontology annotation, biological process: DNA replication.
AUGGCCUCAAUGCGACGUCAUUUUAGAUUACAAAAUAAGAACAUCUUUCUGACGUAUCCCAGAUGUUCUUUACAUAAAGAGGGACUCCUGCAGAAACUUAGAGCGUUGUUCACCAACAGGCAACCAAAUUAUAUCAAAGGUGCACAUGAAUUACACGCCAAUGGUGAACCACAUCCACAUGCUCUCGUCCAAUUUGCAUACCAUUUCCAGACGCAAGAUGAACGGUUCUUCGACGUUACCUACGACAAUAGUAAUCAUCAUUUCCAUCCAAAUAUGCAAGGGGCAGCUAAUCAUGAAAAUGUUUCGGAAUACAUCUCUAAACAAGGUGACUACACUGAAUGGGGUGAAUUCUAUGAACGGGGCUGCUGCGCUAACCAACAGAACAAAGAAAAUAUAUAUCAUGAGGCGCUUGCAGCGGACAACAAGAAGCAAGCACUGGCAAUGGUGAGAAACGGAGACCCAAAAUGCUAUUGGUUAAAUUACGACAAAUUGUCCUCUAAUUAUGACAGGAUUUCAUUUAUUCCACCAUUGUCGUACGUUCAUCAAUUUGCAGAAAUAAUAUGGGCCAUCCCAGCAGAUCUACAGCAAUGGGUUGCAGAAAAUAUCAAAGACGAGGCCCAAAGACCACACAGGCCCAAACGCAUUAUAAUUGAAGGCCCAUCUGGGAUUGGGAAAACAUGCUGGAUCAAGUUCUUCAAAGUGUCGUAA